Messenger RNA from Penicillium taxi, 1005 nucleotides. RefSeq names its product SDR family oxidoreductase. The transcript has a single exon. Lineage: Eukaryota; Fungi; Ascomycota; Eurotiomycetes; Eurotiales; Aspergillaceae. Gene Ontology annotation, molecular function: oxidoreductase activity, acting on the CH-OH group of donors, NAD or NADP as acceptor. Bases 1 to 1005 code for a protein of 334 amino acids. The record is from RefSeq and is a predicted model, not a curated record.
AUGUUUCUCGAUCUCAUCCACCAAUAUUUCCAGACUGCCCUCUCGCAGCUACCAGGCCCUGCUCAGCAGCUCUUGCGCAGUCCCUACACCCAAAAAUCUUUAGCCAUUCUCGUCACUCUGAGUGUAGUGUGCUCCCUUAAUCGCUACUUGACUGAACGGGCGCAUAAUAACUGGAUCCGCAUCGGUAAAUGGGUCCCCUCCCGCGAGUUGGUCCUCAUAACGGGUGGCUGCAGUGGCAUCGGGAAACAAGUUGUGAACGACCUGGCGAAUACUGGAGUGCGCGUCAUAAUCCUCGACACAAAUGAACCUGACUUCCCCCUACCCUCAAACGUGGCAUUUUACCGCGCAGAUGUAACUUCCUCUAAGAACAUUGCUGAGGUCGCAGAAUCCAUUCGCAGUGAGCACGGCGAGCCAACAGUGUUGAUCAACAACGCUGGCGUCGGCCACGGCGGCACAAUACUCGAAGAGCCAGAGGCACAUAUCCGACAUACGUUUGAGGUCAACACUCUCUCGCAUUUCCUUACAGUCAAGGAAUUUCUUCCGGCUAUGAUAAAGGUCAACCACGGUCAUAUCAUAACCGUCGCCAGUGUCACCUCCUUCUUAGCACUUGGUACGAUAGUCGAUUACGCAUGCACAAAGGCCAGUGCACUCGCAUUCCACGAGGGUUUACAUCAGGAACUGCGCUACUGGUAUGACGCGCCAAAGGUGCGCACCAGUAUCAUACACCCCAAUUUGGUCCGCACUCCGAUGAUUCAGAGCAUAACUGAUCGGGAGGCCCACUCCCGUCAGCCAAUUAUGGACCCCCAGGUUGUUUCGGAGGCUAUUUGUAGACAAAUUAUCACUCAAAGUAGUGGACAAGUUUUUUUGCCUAAGAGUGUAUCUUCUACUAGCUUUUUGCGGGCUAUGCCUUUUUGGAUGCAGGAGGGUCUUCGGUCGUUUGUUUCGAGGGACUUACGUCGCCAGCGGAAUAAUCAAAAGGCUGAGGCGAAGGUCUCCGGGCUAUAA